AUGGCGGGAGAAGCGGGUCCGGCGAGAUGGAGGUGGGUGGCGCUGCUCGGGGCCGUCUCCGUGCUGCUCCUCGUCGGAGUCCUCGCUGGCGGCGGCAGCGGCCUGGCGACUUUCCCCGGCGGGCGGCUCAGGACCGACGAAGACGCCGACGGGCCGACGGUGGUGGCCGGCGCGGUGCCUGACCCGGAAUCGGUGGUCUCGCAGGUGCACAUGUCGAUCAGGAACAGCACCGCCCGGAGGAACCUGGGGGGUUACCUGUCGUGCGGGACGGGGAACCCAAUCGACGACUGCUGGCGCUGCGACCCCGACUGGCACAACAACCGGCAGCGCCUCGCCGACUGUGGCAUUGGCUUCGGCCGCAACGCCAUUGGCGGUCGGGACGGCAAGAUCUACGUGGUCACUGACUCCGGCGACGAUGACCCCGUGACCCCGAAGAAGGGCACCCUCCGCUACGCCGUCAUCCAGGACGAGCCGCUGUGGAUCAUCUUCAAGCGCGACAUGGUCAUCACCCUCAAGCAGGAGCUCAUCAUGAACAGCUUCAAGACCAUCGACGGGCGCGGCGCCAACGUGCACAUCGCCAAUGGCGCCUGCCUCACCAUCCAGUAUGUCACCAAUGUCAUCAUCCACGGCUUGCACAUCCACGACUGCAGGCCCACUGGCAACGCCAUGGUGCGUAGCUCGCCGAGCCACUACGGGUGGAGGACGAUGGCCGACGGCGAUGCUGUGUCUAUCUUCGGGUCCAGCCAUGUCUGGGUCGACCACUGCUCCCUCUCCAACUGCGCCGACGGCCUCGUCGAUGCCAUCAUGGGAUCCACUGCCAUCACUGUGUCCAACAACUACUUCACCCACCACAAUGAGGUGAUGCUCCUGGGUCACAGUGACUCCUAUCUGAAGGACAAGGCAAUGCAGGUCACAAUAGCUUUCAACCAUUUUGGAGAGGGACUCAUUCAGAGAAUGCCAAGGUGCAGGCAUGGUUACUUCCAUGUGGUGAACAAUGACUACACCCACUGGGAGAUGUACGCCAUCGGAGGGAGUGCUGAGCCGACCAUCAACAGCCAGGGAAACCGCUACCUGGCGCCAACCAACCCUUUUGCCAAGGAGGUGACAAAGAGGGUUGAAACUGCUCAGACCACCUGGAAUGGCUGGAACUGGAGGUCGGAGGGCGACCUCCUGCUGAAUGGUGCCUUCUUCACCCCGUCGGGAGCUGGCGCCUCGGCCAGCUACUCGCGUGCCUCCAGCCUUGGCGCCAAGUCCUCGUCCAUGGUAGGAACCAUCACCUCCGGUGCAGGCGUCCUCUCGUGCCACAAGGGCUCCUCCUGCUAGCACGCGGCGAGAACAGAUCCAUCCGCCACUCCUACGACAGAAAAGAAAACACCCAAGAUAUAGAAGCUAAAGCUACCGGUCAUGCUUACAUUUUUUCGUUUGCCCUUUUUUUGACAACGGUUACUACUACACAUAUGGAAGCCUACUGCCCCAAAGUGAGUUAAGUUCGCCAUUCGUCAACCUCCCCCUGCCUCCUGCUGUCAAGAUAACGCCCUGGAGCAGCAGGCGAGAAGCGUUGCUGAUUGAUUCGUCGCUCGGUGUCCUAUUAGUCCCCUGAGUGUGUUUGUUUGUUGUUGUGCUUUUGUUGCCAGAUGAUAAUGCUGGUGUUGUUGUUGUCAACUGAAAACCCGCUAGGAUUGUUUACCGCAACAAGGUUGAGCUGGUUAAAUGGUAGUGAUGUAAGAUACUACUCCUGUAUGGGUUUAUCUGACUUCUUCGGUGGAAACUGAAACAAGGAUUGAUCUGUUG
Molecule: messenger RNA, 1791 nt
Organism: Lolium rigidum
Lineage: Eukaryota; Viridiplantae; Streptophyta; Magnoliopsida; Poales; Poaceae
Product: probable pectate lyase 8
Exons: 6
Coding region: 1-1323 (440 amino acids)
Molecular function (GO): pectate lyase activity
Source: RefSeq, a predicted model, not a curated record